CCAUACACUUUCCGGCCCAAUUAACACCAAAAAUCUCACAUUCACACCCACAAUGAAUAAUAUAGCCACCGGAAUCCCAUUAUCAUUAUCAUCAUCUUCUUCUUCCACUUUAUUCAAUCUCAAUCGCUAUCGCCAAUUUCUUAUCACCUCAUUUUCUUCUUCUUCUUAUGAACCCCAAAUUAAACCAAGAUUUUAUAGAAAAGUUACAAUGUCUUCAUCUUCAUAUGCAUCCCCGGCGGCCAAUUCCGGUGUAACACCGUCGGUUCCCGGAGACCCAGUUACGGAAAUUAGCAAGAAGCCGCCGCCGCCGCCGGCAAAGCAAUAUCCUUGGCUGAUUGUCGGUCUUGGAAACCCUGGCAAAUUGUAUAACCGCACUAGACACAAUGUGGGUUUUGAGAUGAUUGAUGCAAUAGCAGAAGCUGAGGGUAUUCCCGUUAGCGGUGUUUCUUUCAAAGCAUUCUUUGGGAAAGGGUCUAUUGGAAAUGUACCAUUGAUGCUUGCUAAGCCUCAGACUUUUAUGAAUGUUAGCGGUGAGUCUGUUGGAGCAAUUGUUUCUUUCUAUAAGAUUCCACCUAAACAAGUACUCGUGAUUUACGAUGACUUGGAUUUGCCUUUUGGAAAGUUGCGGCUAUUGCCAAAAGGUGGACAUGGUGGACACAACGGGAUGAAGAGUGUGAUCAAUCAUCUCAAAGGCAGUCGUGACUUUCCGCGUUUAAGAAUAGGCAUUGGGAGGCCUCCUGGCAAGAUGGAAGCUGCUAGCUAUGUUCUUCGGCGAUUUACCAAACAAGAAAGCGAUGAGCUGGAGUUUACUUUCCAAACUGGCAUUGAAGCGGUUCGGAUCCUUCUACUGCAAGGUUUUGAUAAGAGUGCGACAUUUGUUAAUAGUUUGAAACCCAUGAAGGUAUAAAUAACUGUAGAACAUCCAUGGGUCAAGACAGGUAUAUGGGGAAUAAGAAAUGAUUAACUUAUCUGUCAGCCAACCAUUUCAAGGUGAUUAUUAUUUUUUUGACAUGCAUAUAUAGCUUUUUAAAUAGCGAUAGACUAGCUAUUGUUAGGUUAUUCUUUUAAAAUUGUGUGAAAAAGGAUGUAAUUGAUUUGAGAUUUUAGCACAUACAAAAUUUACGUAUGGUAAAGAUUUUGAACUUUUAUCAUAUAGAUGUGAAUUGAUAUCUA
Molecule: messenger RNA, 1173 nt
Organism: Erigeron canadensis
Lineage: Eukaryota; Viridiplantae; Streptophyta; Magnoliopsida; Asterales; Asteraceae
Product: peptidyl-tRNA hydrolase, mitochondrial-like
Exons: 8
Coding region: 53-907 (284 amino acids)
Molecular function (GO): peptidyl-tRNA hydrolase activity
Source: RefSeq, a predicted model, not a curated record